UUGUUAUUUGUUGGCGUUAGGAAUGAGUUUUAGCUUUAAUGUUUAAGUUUGAUUUGUAUUUCUGUGUGUGUGUUGAGAGAGGGUCAAGUCGAGUUUUGGUUUCACUUUGGAGGGUGCCUUCAUUUCUAAUGCGAGUUUACGACUAUAAGAGAAGUUAGGCAAACUAAGAGUGGAGAGGCUGGGCAUUUGCCUGACGCAAAAAAGGGUCCAGAGAGGCAGGUCCCUCCCACAGACACACAAGAAUCUAGAAACAGCCAUUUUUCAGUUCAAUUUUGAAGAUAGCUGCAAGGCAGAAGCAACCUUGAAGGGGCAGAUAGCUAAUCCCAAGCUAAAGUUGGUUGAAAGUAGCUGCCGGAGAGAAACUGGAGCAAAGGGAACAGACAGCAAGUCCCAAGCUAAAGAAGAAAGUCCCCAAGAAUGGAGGGGAGUGGAACAGGUGAAAGUCCCAAGCAGACCUUCUAGUCAAAGGAGAGACAGGAACCUGGAAAAGGCCGUAAGUGAAACUAAGAGUGAGGGGUAGAGAAAGACUCCAAGUUUCAAGCUUAAAGCUCCAAGCUGCAGGAAGCAGAAUCAACGCGAUAUAAAGGCUUAAGAAGUCAGAAGUUCCAAAGAGGCAACUGAAGGAGGAGGCCUGGCAGUUGGAACUCUUCUCCUUGUUGAGGAGGAUAGGUAUGAAAGCUACUCACGGAUGUUGCUGAAGUAUUUUGUAGCAGAAGGUAUUGUUUGUGGGCAUUCUCUUUUCAUAGCAUCUGCCAGAGAUCAUCCGGAGGAAAUAUUACAGGAGCUUCCUGCACCCUUGCUUGAUGAUGUGAUAGAGAUUGAUGAAGAUGUCAGAGAGACAGAAGACAAUAUUACUACAGCUGCAUCCCAGAAUUCCAUGACAAUAGCGUGGCGAUACCAAAACUUGCCAAAAAUACAGACAACCUUGGUGUGCUCCUCAAGAUUUGGCCAUUAUUAUGAUGUUUCUAAAACCAUGAGCACCGAGCUCCAGCACUCAGUCAAGUGUCACAGCUUUUUCCUACCUGAUGAAGUUCCAUUGGAUUUAUCAGUGACUGAAUUUGGUAAUAUGAACUUUGGCUAUGUCAAGCUGCUUAGAUCCAUACAAAGAGUUAUCCGAGAGGAAGGAUUUGAUGGAGCCUGUCCCCAGACUAAACAGAGGAAUAUCCUGCGGAUAGGAAUCCAUUCACUCGGCUCAAUGUUGUGGGGAGAGGAUAUUGGCCUUGGUGAAAACCCCGAACAUGCUUACAGUCUGACUAAAUUUCUGUAUGCACUCCGUGGACUUCUCAGAACAUCUCUUUCUGCCUGCUUUAUUACUGUGCCAGCUUACCUCAUCCAGAACAAAGCAAUUAUAGAUCGUGUAGUAAAAUUGUCAGAUACAGUGAUUGGUCUCGAAUCAUUUAAUGGUUCUGAGAGAGCAAGCAAUCCUCUCUACAAGGACUAUCACGGUUUGCUGCAUGUUCGUCAGAUUCCUCGUCUUAAUAGUUUAAUCUGUGACGUGCCUGAUACAAAGGAUCUUGCUUUCAAAUUGAAACGAAAAUUGUUCACUAUUGAGAGACUGCAUUUGCCUCCAGACUUGUCAGACACAGUGAGCCGAUCAAGCAAACAGGAACUGGCAGAGUCAGCCAAACUGCUGAGCACAGGAUGUGGUGGUGCAGCCAGAGGCAAGAAGCACCUGGACUUUUAGUGACUUUUAUUUAACCAUUUCAUUCUGAGUUCUCAUCAUAUGCAAAGUGUGAUUACAAAUCAUUGGUGUAUACUUAAAUGCAAUAAAUAUUUUUGUCUAGCUAAUGAGCAAGAGUGUGAAUCAUUGAGCAAAAAUAGAAAUAAAGAGAUGGUUAAUCUUU
Carcharodon carcharias (great white shark) is the source of this 1844-nucleotide messenger RNA. It is a transcript of the gene elp4, whose product is annotated as elongator acetyltransferase complex subunit 4. The coding region runs from base 689 to 1684 and encodes 331 amino acids. Gene Ontology annotation, biological process: tRNA wobble uridine modification. The transcript has 10 exons. Gene Ontology annotation, cellular component: cytoplasm; elongator holoenzyme complex; transcription elongation factor complex. The record is from RefSeq and is a predicted model, not a curated record. Lineage: Eukaryota; Metazoa; Chordata; Chondrichthyes; Lamniformes; Lamnidae.